This is a messenger RNA of Metarhizium brunneum ARSEF 3297, 1167 nucleotides long. RefSeq names its product Homocitrate synthase. Gene Ontology annotation, molecular function: homocitrate synthase activity. NCBI's taxonomy places the organism in Eukaryota, Fungi, Ascomycota, Sordariomycetes, Hypocreales, Clavicipitaceae. Gene Ontology annotation, cellular component: mitochondrion. The record is from RefSeq and is a predicted model, not a curated record.
AUGGCAACAGCUGAUAACCCAAUCUCACACCACACGAGCCAUACGAUGGGCAAUGGCGCCAGCAGCAGCAAUAACGGCGCCCAUGGGGACGGCGCGACCUCCUCUGCCAAUGGACGAAAUCAGGACGAUGUCUUGGAUGCCCCCCUAACGACCCCCGUUGCCGACUUGUAUAAGUGUAAUAUGGACGAAACCGAAGCUGAUCAGCGCCCUCUGACGGGAAUCUCGCAUUCCUCUCCCAUUUCGUGUAAUAUCCUGGACUCCAAGGCUGGGACAAUAAUGAGCAAUGCCACUCUCGUGGACUCCUCUGUCAACCUGGCCAGCUUCAGCAUUAUCGACAGUACUCUGCGCGAGGGCGAGCAGUUCAGUACCGCCCACUUCAACACGGCACAGAAGAUCAAAAUUGCCCAGGGCCUGGAUGAUUUUGGAGUGGACUAUAUCGAGUUGACGUCGCCCGCUGCUUCUGAACAGUCGAGAGCUGACUGCGAGGCCAUCUGCAAGCUGGGUCUACGGGCCAAGAUAGUAUGCCACAUUCGAUGCCACAUGGACGACGCACGACUCGCCAUUCAGACGGGCGUGGAUGGAAUAAACAUGUUCAUCGGAACCUCUUCCCUGCUCAUGAAGCAUUCGCACGGAAAGGACAUGAGCUACAUUGCCGCCAAGGCGCAGGAAAUUAUCGAAUAUGUCAAGUCGAACAAUGUCGAGAUUCGCUUCUCUGGGGAGGACUCGUUCCGCUCGGACUUUUCGGACAUCUUGAAGCUGUAUUCCCUCGUCGACCGGCUGGGCGUGGACCGCGUAGGCAUUGCCGACACUGUGGGUGGUGCCACGCCCAUGGAAGUGUACGAUAAAAUCGACGCCCUGAGAAAGGUUGUCGGCUGCGACAUCGAGACGCACUUCCACAAUGACACGGGGUGUGCCAUCGCGAAUGCCUUGGUUGCUCUCGAGGCUGGCGCUACCCAUAUCGACACUACGGUGCUUGGUAUCGGCGAACGAAACGGCAUCACGCCUCUCGGCGGUCUUAUGGCCUGUGUGGUUCCUACUGAUCGCAAUUUCAUCUCGAGCAAGUACAGGCUUGAGAAGCUGGACUACCUGGAAGAAUUGGUUGCCCAGAUUGUCGGGGUGGAAAUCCCCUUCAACAAUGUUACGUGGUCUCUGAAGAAUAAGGACUGA